Messenger RNA from Mustela erminea (ermine), 3495 nucleotides. RefSeq names its product terminal nucleotidyltransferase 2 (gene TENT2). Gene Ontology annotation, cellular component: cytosol. The record is from RefSeq and is a predicted model, not a curated record. Lineage: Eukaryota; Metazoa; Chordata; Mammalia; Carnivora; Mustelidae. Bases 656 to 2107 code for a protein of 483 amino acids. Gene Ontology annotation, molecular function: poly(A) RNA polymerase activity. The transcript has 15 exons.
CCGGGUGUUCCUGACAGGGCUUUCUACGCCUUUUUUUUCCGGCGACUUUUUGGUCUUCCGCUUCUUGCUACCGCCCCGAACUUCCCACACGCUUGCUAGCCCUGUCUUUUCUUCUGUCGCUCCGCCCCGGCCGCCGCGCCUGGGGUUUAGGUUGCAAUUCGGAACCGGAGCCUGGCCUAGCCCUUCCGCAGGCCACUACCUGCUUUUGGCUGGGGCGAAAGCUACUACCUUGCGCCGCCGGACCCUCGCUGCUCCGGCCUUGGAGCUUCUGGGCAGGCAGUGCCGGUUGGCCCUGCUUAGCCUUCCCCAAGGACAGCUGUGAGUUAGUGGGUUUCGGAAAAGGACGCAACCGCGUAGGCCCAGGUCGGGGGGGCGGGGCUCGGGGAACUUUUCCUGAAACCGCACUUUUAUGUUUGCGUGGGAAGUUCCGGCAUUAUUUCUUAGACGUCCGGGACGUAUGGGCGCCCCCCAAGCUGUUGCACUUUUUGAAGAAUCUUAGGACCGCUUUCUCUUUCCACUCGUUUCCCUUCCUCGCGCCCGGUUCUCAGUCUAGGACCAUAAGAGGAAGACUGUCUUGGGACCUCUGCAUGGUGUUUCAAAGGGUGGUGAAAAACUAAGGUAGAAGAAUACAUGUUCACUUUUAGUGAACAAGAGCAUGUUCCCAAACUCAAUUUUGGGUCGCCCGCCUUUCACCCCAAACCAUCAACAACAUAACUUCUUUGCCCUCUCGCCAACUCUUUAUUCACACCAGCAGCUUAUAGAUGCACAGUUUAACUUUCAGAAUACAGACUUGUCAAGAGCUGUGUCUUUACAGCAGUUGACGUAUGGAAAUGUCAGUCCAAUACAGACCUCAACAUCUCCGUUAUUUCGAGGAAGGAAGAGAUUAAGCGAUGAAAAAAACCUUCCUCUUGACGGUAAACGGCAACGUUUCCAUUCACCCCACCAAGAGCCAACUAUAGUUAACCACAUAGUGCCUUUAUCAGGUGAAAGAAGAUACUCAAUGCCGCCAUUGUUUCAUACACACUAUGUACCAGAUAUAGUCAGAUGUGUUCCACCUUUUCGAGAAAUACCAUUUUUAGAACCUAGAGAAAUCCCACUGCCCGAGGCCAAAGAUAAGUUGAGUCAGCAGAUACUGGAGUUAUUUGAAGCAUGUCAGCAGCAAGUAAGUGAUUUAAAGAAGAAAGAACUGUGUCGAACACAGCUACAGAGAGAAAUUCAGCUGUUAUUUCCACAAAGCAGACUUUUUUUGGUUGGGUCCUCUUUAAAUGGAUUUGGUACCCGGAGCAGUGAUGGUGAUUUAUGCUUAGUUGUUAAAGAAGAACCAUGUUUUUUUCAGGUAAAUCAGAAGACUGAAGCACGGCACAUACUCACCUUAGUCCAUAAACACUUCUGUACUAGACUUUCUGGCUACAUUGAGAGACCUCAGCUGAUUCGAGCAAAAGUGCCAAUUGUGAAGUUCAGGGAUAAAGUCAGUUGUGUGGAAUUCGACUUGAAUGUAAACAAUAUUGUUGGAAUAAGAAACACAUUCCUUCUCAGAACUUAUGCAUACCUUGAAAAUCGAGUUCGUCCGUUAGUACUGGUGAUUAAGAAGUGGGCGAGUCACCAUGAAAUAAAUGAUGCCAGUCGUGGUACUUUAAGCAGCUAUAGUCUUGUAUUGAUGGUUUUGCACUAUUUACAAACCCUACCUGAACCCAUCCUUCCAUCCAUCCAAAAAAUUUACCCAGAAUCUUUUAGUCCAGCUAUACAGCUGCACCUUGUACAUCAAGCUCCAUGUAAUGUUCCUCCUUACCUCUCAAAGAAUGAAUCAAAUCUUGGGGACCUCUUACUGGGCUUUCUUAAAUAUUAUGCUACAGAAUUUGACUGGAACAGUCAAAUGAUUUCAGUUCGUGAAGCCAAAGCCAUUCCCAGGCCUGAUGGUAUUGAAUGGAGAAAUAAAUAUAUCUGUGUAGAAGAACCUUUUGAUGGAACAAAUACAGCCAGAGCUGUGCAUGAAAAGCAGAAAUUUGACAUGAUCAAGGAUCAGUUUUUGAAGUCUUGGCACAGAUUGAAAAACAAGAGAGAUUUGAACAGUAUACUACCUUUAAGAGCUCCUGUCCUGAAAAGAUAACUGGCCUCUAUUUCUUAAUAAAAUCUUCUGAGAGAUAAAGAACAAUGGUAACAUCAUAAUGCAUUUUGUUUACCUCCAUCAUGGUUUCUUUUUAAUUGUUCUUGUUUUCAUGUUUUAUUUUUAAGAGGACAUACUUAUAUAAAGAUUGCAUAUUUUAUUAUGACAUUUCCUAAUAAAACCCUUUGAUUUAAAGAUGUAUUUUUGAAAAUGUUUACAUUGAUUAGUAAUAUUAUGGCAUGACUUUUCAGGAGAUCAGAUAAAAUAUUUUUUGGGGGAAUUAUCUGAACAAAUAAAAGUCUUUUGAUAAAACUUCAAUUAACAUACCACAUGCUAAUACUGAAGAGAUGUGUGGAAUUUUGGAAAGGGACUGAUUAAUACAUAUUUAACCUAUAACAUACAAUAGAUAGUUUGUUGCCUGUCUGUUCUAGUAAAGUGAAGAUUCAAGCCAGUUAUUCAGUUACUUGAAGCAAAAUGAAAUCUGUUAUUUCACUGAAAUCAUUGCAGAGGCAUGAAAUACUGGACAAUUGCCUUAAGUCUUCACUUGACUCACCAGGAUAGACUGAGGCUUCGGGUGUGUCUGUAUUAGCAUUUCAUUAGUACCUCACGUGUUUUUGAUGUACUCUUGAGAUUGCUUUAAAUUUUUUGUUGAAAAACAGUACAUUUUGCACUGUAGUAAUAAGAGCACUAACUCUGUAUUGUUCAGCAGUUAGUAAAUUGUUUUAAAGAAUUAGUUCAUUGUAGACAUUUUGAAAAGAUUAUAAGUCCCCUGUGCUUUAUGAUAGUUUAGUGCAUUGUGCACUUUUACUUUAUUUCAUGUUUUCUUGCCUUUUAUUUUCCCUGUGACAUGAAGCAACAGAAACUGAAAGAUCAAAGUUGAGAUUAUAUCCUAUUGACAGUAUCAGACUUUUUCUGUAUACAAUUAUAGGAUUGUAAUCUAAACUGGAAUUUUUAGGCAGUAAGCCACUAUGAAAUGUUUUAGGUAAGACAUAAAAUUAUUAUAAAUAAAAGCUUAAUGUUUGUAAAGAUGACUUUUUUAGUAUUUUUUUCCCAUAUGAAGAAGUAGUGGUGGCUGCUAAAAGAAAAGCUACAGUGUUUAUUAAGGUUUUUUUGGUUGAUGUAAAUAUUUGUAAAUUGGUCAGUGCCUGUACAUUUAAAUAUGAAAAAUAAUCUUGAGAACAAUUUUAACUUUUUCAGAAAGACUAUGUACAACUUCUUUUACACCUGCUGUAGUACAGUUUGUACCUCUAAUGUAUUUAGGUUUUUUGCAGACCAAUUCAAAUGCUAAGACUUUUGCUUUUCUUUGACUUGUAAAGGUGCAUAUUUUCAUUUUCUUCUUUAAGUUUAAAUUUUUGUACGAUGUCAUAUGGAAUAAAGUUUAUAUAUAGAAA